Colletotrichum destructivum is the source of this 674-nucleotide messenger RNA. RefSeq names its product Putative prion-inhibition and propagation, HeLo domain, HeLo domain superfamily. Bases 84 to 665 code for a protein of 193 amino acids. NCBI's taxonomy places the organism in Eukaryota, Fungi, Ascomycota, Sordariomycetes, Glomerellales, Glomerellaceae. The transcript has a single exon. The record is from RefSeq and is a predicted model, not a curated record.
GCCUAAUAAAGGAAGGAAGCCCGUCGAAGGCAACACGAUAAGCGACCUUUCGCCGAGUCAACUCGUUACAGUAGCACACAACAAUGGAGCCUGCUGGUUUCGCCGUUGGCGUCGUCGGGCUCGCUGGUCUCUUCAGCUCCUGUCUAGAGGCCAUCGACAAGGUGCAAUCGUAUCGCUCAGCCCGGGCUGACGCAGACGUGCAAGACACCUUGUUCAAUGCCGCCAAAGCCCGCUUCGAGCAGCGGGGACGAAGCGUUGGGAUCGAUCAAGGGAGACUGCUGGACGAUCAUCACCCCGCGCUGGACGACAAAGGCAUAUCAACAUCUGUGCGCAACCUCUUACGCGUCAUCAUCAAGUUCAUCUGCGACGACAGCCAUGCGUCUUCUCGACGCUCGACCCAAGUCGCCGUGUUGGGCGACGACUUGUUGGGGCCGCACCAGUCGCGGCCCCGUCACGGCCCGUCGUCCGAGCCGAGGCGACGCAAACUGGCAUGGACUUUCUGGGGCAAGGGAGACCGCACAGAACAGGUCAAUCUGUUCGAGAGGCUAGUCCAGGAAUUGCAUAACCUUGUGCCGCCACGAACCGCACAGGGUACACGGCGGAUACACAACCCAGACAUUGGGCCGGCAGACGCUAAGGUACGUAGCCAAGGCGGUCCCUCUUAAGGUCGCACA